AUGUCCGGGGAGCCGGGGUCCGUGCAGGACAGGGCGUGGGGCAGCCAGGCCGGGAAUGCUGCGGGGGGCGCACCUCUUUCAGGAAAAUCCAAGGUGUAUCAAGGUGUUCGAGUAAAGAUCACUGUGAAAGAGUUAUUACAGCAGAGGAGAGCACGACAAGCAGCAACUGAUGCCACUGUUUCCCGAGGCAGCAGUAGUGUCCAGUUUCCAGAAUCUGUUUCUUCUCCCUGCACAGCACCUUAUUUUGAUGCAGAACCUAUCUCUUCUGCCCCCAACUAUUUCCAGCCACGGCAGUUUCCAAAUUGCAUUUCCUGUGAAGAAAACCCAAGUUAUUUGGAGCAACUUGUUGAUACCUAUCUUCAGACAGAGCCGCCCAUGGACCCAUCCCUGAGUGCUCUACAGACGUCUACCUACUAUAACCCAGACACCUUCCAGUCAACCCCUCUCUGUUUUAACCAGAGCCUGGUUCCUGGAUCUCCUGCCUCGUCUGACCUGUCCAGCCCAUUAGACUAUAGCUACUCCCCACCUCAGCUGCCUCCUUUUCCUCCACUGAACUACAGCCCUCUUUCUCCUCUAGACACCACGAACUACGGCUAUCCUCUAGAGGAGUGCUCACAUCCGCAGUACAGCUGCUCCCCCUCGGCCUGUUACUGCUCAUCCUGUGCCUCAGAGCACUUGGAUACAUUCAGAAUAUCAGAGUAUUUCCCCUACCCAAGUGCAGACUGUAUGGACUGUCCUGGCACCGUGACAAUGGCAGAUGACUUCUUUAGAAGGGAUAGAAACUACGACAUCUGCUACAGUUAA
Emys orbicularis (European pond turtle) is the source of this 804-nucleotide messenger RNA. RefSeq names its product POU class 2 homeobox associating factor 3 (gene POU2AF3). The transcript is spliced from 6 exons. NCBI's taxonomy places the organism in Eukaryota, Metazoa, Chordata, Testudines, Emydidae. Bases 1 to 804 code for a protein of 267 amino acids. The record is from RefSeq and is a predicted model, not a curated record. Gene Ontology annotation, molecular function: POU domain binding; DNA binding.